Messenger RNA from Desarmillaria tabescens, 2037 nucleotides. RefSeq lists its product as uncharacterized. The transcript is spliced from 9 exons. The record is from RefSeq and is a predicted model, not a curated record. The coding region runs from base 1 to 2037 and encodes 678 amino acids. Lineage: Eukaryota; Fungi; Basidiomycota; Agaricomycetes; Agaricales; Physalacriaceae.
AUGUCGCUUGCGGUCGAUGGUGAUGCAGAUGAGCCCGUACCAGCUGUCGUAUGUCGUGCCACUCUACCUAACGAUCUAAGAUUUUCCCACGAUGUGGCUUCAAUGUCUGUGGUGAACCGUUCCCAGACUGGUUUAGCAGUCGAAACCGAGCUGUCUACAUUGAAUGGACAUCCACCCCUCCACAGUCCUCGUCCUUCAUCGAUCACGCGAUCACCAAUUGAAGGCACCCUUAAUUCGUAUGCCCACUCCAAUCCAUCACAAUUAUCUCAAGAUACUAGCGGUACAGUGUUCAACUCUGCUGCAGAUACGCAUCUGAACCCAUCGCAUGCUCACCUGCGGCAUGCCAGACCUACGUCUGGAGUGUUGUCUGACUCUGAAGCUGAGACGUCCCCAGUAGUGAUACCAUCACCACCUACUGCUGCACAGCACGAUCUGAAAAAUCAAGAUUUUUCCACAUUGCAGAAGGCAUAUCCUUUCUUCAUACCCAUAUGUCCCUGGAUUCUUCCCUGGGCUGGGUCUAGACCAAGAAAUCCGCACAUUCCAAACGUACCCUCGAUUGCUCCUUUAACAACCUCAUUUACUCUCCAUGGUGUACCCAGCGAUUGGUCUCUGCACAUCAAUCCUCAGGGUGUUCGCUACUAUGUACAUGAGAUGAUGUUUCACGCAUCGGUGAAUGCGUCGUCGACGUCCUGCAGCUCUCGGCUACGAAUUUUCACCCACGAAGAUAUCAUCUUACCAGAAGUCCUGCGAGAACUGACCGGGUUUCUAGAUAACAUCCUCAAUUACAUGCACGCCAAGGGAACUAAUCUUCCACCUAAAGUAGAUAUUGUUUUGAGCUUCGGAUCGGAAUUUGAGGACGGCACCCAUUGUUGCGGAUAUUACUUUGCAGAUCACAUGCACCGUUCUAUCUUUUGGCUUGAUAGCUUUGAUGCUAGCAUGCUGGCACAUGGACUGAUAAUAGCCAGGGUGCAUUAUCGCAUGUUUCCCUGCCAAGAAAUGACCAGUGAUAUAAUCGAAGAGGUCAACGAUUAUCUCAUUCAUUGUAUUGCAGGUGACCCUAGGUCAUAUUCUCGUCCAGGUUCGGCUAACGCGGUUGGUAUAGCUCUGAUCAUGGAUAAACGCUCUCGAGAUCGAUACGUGAACCUUUAUGGUGAACCCCAACCUUUCCUUUGCACCAAUAACAGUGGUGAACAAGGCCAUGUUAUAUAUAAACGAUCACGCACAGGACUAAUUGCCAUACUGUCGCCGCUCUUAUUCUUUGCACCCGAUAUACACUGUGCUGCCCUUCAUGAAGUCUGUCAUAAUGGUAUUUCUAAAACGGAUUGGAGUGCUCUCAUCCGAAAACUCAGUACUGAAUGGCAAGAUUUCGUCAUCAAUGUAGGGAUCCGCACGAUAGACUCUAGAGAUAGUCUAACACAUCUACAGGCUACUGUAUUACUCAAUGCCAACAUCGCAUUCCUGGCUAUUCAGAGCAUUGACGAAUCUAGUGACGAUAAGGGACGUUCACCCACCCAGAUAGCAAGCUAUGUGUCAACGAUUAUAAGCAUCGGCAGUGUAACUAUGGGUUUACUUUUACUGCAGAAGAACCGUCACAAAUCUCGUGUUUACUUCCUCAACAAGUGGGAAUUCCUUGGCAUACAAAGAGGAGACUUAGGAGAAAGACUUGGUCUAGAGACUCUGGCUAUCAUGUACAGCUUACCUUGGGCGUUACUCAUGUGGGCGAUGAUUUUCUUCCUAGCGGCGUUCUGCCUUAUGUGCUUUACCGCCUCCAGCUUAUCGGUCCGAAUGAUCGUGGGCAGCGCAUUAUUAGCCAUCGGCAUCUUCAUCUUCUGGUACCUCACGAUAUCGCGCGAACGAUAUGAGCUACGAUGGUAUGUGAGGGCGCAUGUCCAUUUGGUCAAUGCUUGGAAUCGACUGCCCCGGGGACUUUCCGUACGCAUCCCGGUCAAGUUCAAUAUGGGUUGGACACAAAGAACGCUGCAGAUGAGUUCGAACGAUGUUGAGAUGGCGCCGACAGGUUCGCAUAAGACGGCGUAA